UGAUGAGGAAGACCCAUGGCUGAUGAUGGCUGUGCGUGGAACCCUCAUGGUCAUCUUCCUCUAAUCCUCUAUAAAUACUCUCUUGUUAUCUCCAACAAGUGCUCAAAACAUUACUCAAAGACUCUCAUAUAUCCAAGAAAUACAGUAAUAGCUUUCGUCAUCAAUAUGAAAGCAUAUCUUCUCUCCCUGUUACUCAUCUUUGUCCUCUUCGACACCGUCCCAACACUCUCAUCGGCAAUAAAUUUCAGACCAUCUGACAAACUUAUCUCCGAUUUCAACAAUAAUAAAGGAAGGUUCGAGAAAUUCCCAUGGAAGAUCGUUAACCAUUUCAAGAAUACAGAUGAAAAGGGAAGAUUAAAAGAACGAGAACUUCCUACCAAUUUUACAGAAGUUCUUGAAAAGUGGCUCAAAUUAAAGUCAGAGAUCGAGAGUAGGUCAAUUAGUGUGGAAAUUGACGGCCUCAAGACGGUGAAAGAGUAUUUGUCCAGAUACGGAUACAUGCCGCGCUCCAAAUCAUUCACCAACGCCCUCGAACCCCGCACGGAAUCAGCUAUCAAGACCUACCAGAAGUUCUUCAAUCUGAAAGCUAGUGGAAUGUUAGACGAAGAAACUGUUGAACAGAUGGCCCUGCUACGGUGCGGUGUGCCGGACGUGAAUUUCACCUUCCACCUCUCCGAAACCCGUGGCUUGUCAUGGCCUCUAGGCACGGGCUGGUUCCCUAAGCCCCGCAGGGAGCUCACCUACAGUUUUCCUCGAGCGAGCAAGUUCUCACCGAAGGCGAUCAAUGUGUUCAGAGAUUCGUUCAAGCGGUGGUCGCUUGCCGUAGGGGUGGUCAAUUUCACCGAGACGAAGGAGUACGAUACGGCGGACAUCAAGAUUGCGACAUUGCCUUCCGGCAGCAAACUAUUUGGAGUGGAAAUGGUGGGGGCCACAGUUAUGGUAAAGCAGUCCUAUUAUCAUAAGAUUGUUAAUGGCCGUCGUUCUUCUUCUGAUCACCAUUCUCGUGAUGGUGGCGAUGGUCUUGCUUAUGGGAUCCUGUUUUUUGAUAACUCUAAAUACUGGGCGUAUCCCGCCGACAACUUGGCCAGCAAGCGGCUGUGGAAGUUCGGGGUGGUUGACUUGGAGACGGUGGUGAUGCACCAGAUUGGUCAUCUCGUGGGGCUUCGCCACUCGUCUGACAAGGAUUCCAUCAUGUAUCCUUCCAUUUUGCCUGACCAGCAAAGGAAGGUGCACCUUUCUAAGAAUGAUAAAGAGCAGAUCCACAAAGUUUAUUUCUCCAGCGGGCCCUAAGCUGGUUUGGUCCACUUUGCUACUUGUGUCUUUUUAUAUGGGUUUAACCCUAAAUAAAUGUUAAGUGAGUAUUGGGUUAGAUUAUUAUAUAUGUUUCAAAUAAAACAUAUAUUCGAAAAAAAUAAUAUACCAUGCUUUUAUAUAUAGAUAACAUGCAUGGCAUAGCAUUAUUCUGUACCUAAUAGUACUCUUUUUAAGUAUCUAUUAAUUUCUAUGUUGUGAGGAAAUGUACUUCAAUUCUCUAUCUUUAGAUGCUGUUUGGGUAUUGCACCAUGCCACCAUGCAUGGGUUACCUUAUCAGCAGUGUACUUUGAUUUGUCUUCUAGAAUAAAAUUGUAUGGUCAUCAAACUUUCUAGUGAAACUGUAUCUCUCAAAUAAAAUAUAAGUAGUUACUUUA
Messenger RNA from Arachis duranensis, 1688 nucleotides. Its product is annotated as metalloendoproteinase 1-like. Gene Ontology annotation, molecular function: metalloendopeptidase activity; zinc ion binding. The record is from RefSeq and is a predicted model, not a curated record. Gene Ontology annotation, biological process: collagen catabolic process; proteolysis; extracellular matrix organization. The coding region runs from base 16 to 1290 and encodes 424 amino acids. Gene Ontology annotation, cellular component: extracellular matrix. The transcript has a single exon. NCBI's taxonomy places the organism in Eukaryota, Viridiplantae, Streptophyta, Magnoliopsida, Fabales, Fabaceae.